AGAUAUUCCCAGAUGGCUACAUUUUUUCUUCCGUUGACAGAUGUCCGUUUUCUUAUUGGCUAAUAUUCUCGAUAAUUUGCCAUGGGUGGUCAUUUCAAGAAUAGGUCCAGCAGCUCCAAGACUUUCCCACCGGCCGUGUGUGCACGCCGCUCUAUUGCCGUCUCGAGCUGCCACUGCUCCCUACUGUUGCUAUGGCCUCACCGGGUGAGGCUCCACCACCUGCACCCGCGUCGAUUGCAGCUGGAAAUCCUUCACAGGCGCGGAGCAAUGGCGACGAGUUUUUUGUCACUGCGAACCUCGUGGGUGCCGCACUACGCUGCGUCGUGAAUCCACAAUGGCCGUGCGAGGCACUCCUAGGUGCGGCAGCUGAAGCCUAUCACGCCAAUUUUCCGAACAGCGAAGUUCCCGAGUGUAACGUGGUGUUUCACCGUAAAAAGCAGGAGUUUUUGGUGGCUGGAACGCCAAUUAACGAGUGCUGUGCAAGGGGAGAUGAAUUGGAGCUGGGUGUGACCGUCCCGGCCCACGGUGCUACUCACGUUGAUGCUACGCCAUCCGUUGCUGUCAGUAGUGUCAGUGGUGUGGACAGUGAUGGAGAGACCAGUGAGUUCUGUGUGUUGUUUCACAAGCUUCCAUUGGGGUUUACGAUGAAACGUGGACAUGACAGCAGUACGGAGGUGGGAACCAUUUAUCCCAAGAGUGCAGCGACCCAUUUCCCUCGGCUGACACCUGGUGUCACCAUCGUGAGCAUUGCGGGGACGCCACUAGAGGACAUGGGUCUUCGUCAGGUGCACGAUUUGAUCAAGAACGCUGGUCUCCCAUUGGAGAUUCAUUUUCGUGGACCUGAACUAAUGGUGCCUCCAUCGUCGCCUAAUCCCGCACAGCAGCAGCAAGAACGGUUGUCGGCCUCGGCUGUAAUACCCCCUCCUCAUCCUCAGCAACAGGGAAGACGUCGCAGAGGGUCUUUUGAUCGCCGUAGUGUGCGGAGCAACGGUAGCAAUGGAAGUGGUCGCAGUCGUAACAGUCGUGGCAGUCGUGGAAGGAAGAAAGGUGAUUCUACUGAACACAAGGGUGCUGACAACCAGCAGAAGGGGGAAGGUGGUAAAACACGUAUACAAGCAGCAGGGCACCGCGAUGCAAGCGAUUCAAACCAGCGCAGCGGACCAGAGGAGCAUGAUGCGGAUCACAACACCGAAGCUGAUCUGGUCGAGCAAAUCGAACAGCUUAAGGUGGCUUUACUACGCAAGCACGAAGAAGCCAAGCAAAUCGCGCGUCUGCUCGAGACGUGCUCCGAGAAACUACUAGCUCUACGUGGCGAAUCUGGUGGCAUGGCAACAUCUCAUCAACAGCAACAAAGGCAACAGCCCAAGCAAAAUGGCACCCCUCGUUCACGUCGUAGUGGAGCACCUCCAUCGAAUAAUGGUGGUUCCAAGGUUCGACUGACGCCUGAGGUUCUAGAGGCCAUGGAUCAGAAAGCUGGCCUUCCUCGACGUGGCACAGGCGCGUAUGCUUCAUCGAACGUGUCAUCAGUCUCGGGGUAUUCAGCUCAAUCCAUGCCAGUAGCUCGCUCUGGGAGUAUGCGAGCGCGCAAUGCUCGUGCCGCGGCUCUCGCCAAUGCCGACAACGUGUCAGUAUCGUCCUAUACAUCGAACUCAUCGAACACAUCUGCACGCCGCGGUGGCAACCACUUGAAUAAACGGUACAACUACAUACCGCAGAAGUAUGCAACAAGCACAACGGGAACUUCAGAGGCUGGGUCGACUUCUCUGUCAUCUCGUGGAGCUGUGAUGUCGCGUGCGCGGAUCUCGCGUGACUCGUUCAUUACCAAGAGUGAGAGUCCAGGUGUCGGCUACUACGACGUGCAGGUCAAGGAUCGCGUCAAAGGUGGUGAGAUCGGCGACUCGGACCGCUCGUUACCGUGGUCUUGAGUGUUGGAUACCUCAACUGGAGAUUACGUAGCACUGGCAUUUGUCUCUCCUUAUAAAGUACGCAUCGAUAGAGCAUUGAAAGUGUUCCCGCGUUAGCUUGGCAGUCAAGUUGUUGGCUGCAUCAAUUCAACUCAACUCAAUAGACAUAGUCUCACAUAAGUAUUGUUUGAUGGCAUCCUUGGAUCUUUA
This is a messenger RNA of Phytophthora nicotianae INRA-310, 2114 nucleotides long. RefSeq lists its product as hypothetical. The record is from RefSeq and is a predicted model, not a curated record. The transcript has a single exon. Bases 192 to 1925 code for a protein of 577 amino acids. NCBI's taxonomy places the organism in Eukaryota, Oomycota, Peronosporomycetes, Peronosporales, Peronosporaceae. Gene Ontology annotation, molecular function: protein binding.